CUUCUUUUCACUCGGUACUCAUCCGGUUGUGCAAGCACAGCUCCAUCCUCCCACCGCCCUGCGAGGAGGAAGGAGUAGCCCCUGCUGCCGAGGUGCUUCUAGCGCUCUGCCAGCGCGACAGAGCUGGCGUUCCCAAGGCUGGCUUGCUGCAGCUGAGGAGACAACAUUCAGAGACCUUCUUUGAUUAGGAUGUGUCACUGUUGUCAGGGCAACUGUGAACAGCAGCGUAUCAUAUUUUCUCCUCUUGUGUGGCGUGCUGAAUAUUUUACUGUGCUGUAGCUGGAAGAGGGUUGCAGGGAGAAAGGUGCUGCGCAAGGAACCUGGAGCUGUGGGCUGGGAUCUGACUGAGCAGGUUAAGACAGCGACGAGCGGCAUCUGAACCAAUGUGCCUUUAAUCAGGGCUUUUCUUGGUGGGGGAAAACGGCAGGCUCUCCGCUGCCAAGUGGAUGUUGAUAUUUGUCAGCUGUUUGCAUACUGCUUAUCCAUAGGGGAUCUAUUACAAGUGCUCAAAUGAACAGGCAGUGUUUCAGCUAGCUGCUAAGCAGCGGCUGCAGUUUCUCACUUUUUUUUCCUCUUUGAAAUAAGCAAGAGGGAACAGCAACAUGCCUGGUUCAACUGCUGCCCUCCAUCAGGAGAGACUGAAGAAGACAAGUGCCAGGCCAAAUCCCCUGGGUUUAUUCACCAUUAACGAAGAAGAUGAGCUGCAAAAGAAUGGGAAUCCCAGAAGGCUGAAAGCAUCUGAAGGUUCUAAAAUACAAGACAAGAAAGUCACUUCAGGACAAAGCAGUAACAAUGCUGGAGCUAAACCAGAUCAUCCACCAAUACUAAAGGUUGAUGACAGACAACGGCUUGCUAAGGAACGGAGAGAAAAACGAGAAAAGCAAUUAGCUGCAAGAGAAUCCAUUUGGUUAGAAAGAGAAGAGAGAGCACGGCAGCAUUAUGAAAAACACCUAGAGGAACGCAAAAAGAAACUAGAAGAGCAGAGAUUAAAGGAAGAGAGAAGGCGAGCUGCUGUAGAGGAAAAGCGAAGGCAGAGAAUAGAAGAAGAUAAGGAACGACAUGAAGCUGUUGUACGUCGCACAAUUGAAAGAAGCCAGAAGCCAAAACAAAAGCAAAACAGGUGGUCCUGGGGAGGAGCGCUACAUAGCAGCAUUAAUAACACAGGUUAUUUUUUUGAAUCAUCAUUCACCUUUCUCGAUUUAGCAGGCCUGGAGCACCACUUCAGAUCUCUGGGUGGUGCUAGAAAACCUGAUCCAGACAGGCGGUCUGUUUCAACAAUGAACCUUUCGAAAAAUGUUGAUCCAGUCAUUAACAAGCGGCUCUCCUCCUCAUCUGCAACAUUACUAAAUUCUCCAGACAGAGCUCGCCGUCUACAGCUCAGUCCAUGGGAGAGCAGCAUUGUUAGCAGGCUCCUGACGCCCACUCACUCCUUCCUGGCCCGAAGUAAAAGCACAGCUGCAUUGUCUGGAGAUGCAGUUAUCCCCAUUUGUCCCCGUUCAGCAUCUUGCAGCCCCAUCAGCCCUCUGUCCUACAAGGCCAUGAACUGUAGGAAUCCAGUAGAUCGAGCAAAACUUUUUGCCUCUACUCCUGAUGCUGUUGGACGUAAGAGGACAGCGCAUCUUGCAGGGACUGACAAAAAAGAAAAGGAGAGAGACCAUUUGUCAUCCAGCUUCUCAGCCAGCUUUAAAGGAGGUCAUUUUUCUUCCAACCCCAAAGCUAGAUCACCAGCUCCCUCUCCAGUUUGGCACGCAUCAAAGUCUUUGCCUUUUUUGCCUGGCACACCCAAGCAGAUAACUUCCCCACCUGGUUCUUCUAAAGCUUCCUCGGCUCAGGCACGUCCUCCCUCUCCUGGCAAUAUCCGGCCAGUCAAAAAAGAGGUCAGACCAGAGAGUGAGAAUAAAGAACCGGAAAAGGAGCCUGAAAAGGCCAGUGAGGAGGAGACGGAAGAGAGUAAAGAAACUUCAGCAGGCUCUGGAGAAUCUGCAAGUCGGGAAGAGCUCAGUGUCCAGGCAGAGCUCGCUCAAGCCACCCCAUCCUCGCCUCCUGCUCCACUAGCUGUUUCUCCACCCCCAGCCCCCAUGAAGACCUCUGCAGGUACAACUGAUCCUGAGGAGGCAACAAGGCUGCUGACUGAAAAGAGGCGCCUGGCUCGGGAGCAGCGGGAACGGGAGGAGCAAGAAAGGAGGGAGAGAGAAGAGCUUGAAAGGCAAAAGAAGGAAGAAUUGUCCCAAAGGAUAGCUGAAGAAAGAGCCCGCCGAGAAGAGGAAGAAGCUCGCAGGCAGGAAGCAGAAAGAAAACGAAGGGAGGCAGAGGAGGAGCGGGAAAAGGAGGAACGGCUACGUCGACAGGCAGAAGAGAGAGAACAGAAGGAGAGAGAAGAGAUGGAGCGCGUUCAGAAACAAAAAGAAGAGGAAGCUCGCCUACGGGAAGAGGCAGAGCGGAUUCGAUUAGAACGUGAAAAACAUUUUCAAAGAGAAGAGCAAGAGCGCUUAGAAAGGAAGAAGAGGCUUGAGGAGAUCAUGAAGAGAACUAGGCGUGUAGAAGCUGUAGAUAAGAAACCUAAUGACCAGCAAAAUGGACAUAUAUCAAAGGCAGAUACUACUGGAGAAACAGUCGUAACAACUCCUGCAUCUCCCUUGGAACCCACAGCAGGACUUCAGCAUGCAACGUCAUCUCCACACAAUGGGAAACCUGUAACCUGUACGCAUGUAAUUGUUUCACAUCCAACCCCCAUAAAUAUGGACAGCAAUCUCAAUCCAGAGAAAAAUACAAAUGAAAAUGGAAUGUCUAUGCAGAAUGACAACUUUGAAGAGAUCAUAAACCUACCUAUUGGAUCUAAACCAUCCCGGCUGGAUGCCAUGAACAAUGAUGGAAGCAAUAGUCCUGAAAUUCCUUUGAAUCCAAUUUUAGCCUUUGAAGAUAAGGGGACGCUGUUGCCUCAGGUAGAUAGUGUUCAAACGCAUCAAAUAGCAGAAGUGAUCUGAUUGUUUCUUCUGAAGAACCAAAGGUGAUAAAAGCAUCUCUGCAGUCAGUGGAGUUUCUUCCAUGCUAUGAAGGAGUGUUUUAUUUUUUUCUCUCCAGUUUUUUAAAAAUUUCUUGGAUAUCUUUUUUUGGAAGGACUUUAGUAAAACCAGCAGAAGAAAUGAUGGGAAUAGACUUGGAUCACCUUUCUAAUAGUUUUCAUCACUAGAAAAAUCAUGCUUCACAUGCAUUACUUAAAAUGGCUUUUUCCAACAAGCUUUUUCUGUUAGUAAAUGGAUAUUUUCUGCAUUCCUUAAGACACAAAACACUAGAAUCUGAAAGCAAUGAUGACUGGGGUGGUGGGACUGAUUCUUUUUUUAAAAGAUAGGUGUUGGUUUAAAAGGCAUAAUUGUAAAAUUGGCAAAGAAUCUUUUUCACUUUAUGGCUCUAAUACUUGAAAAAUAAAUACCUCAUUGCUCUACAAGUAGAGUUAAUGGGGUGUUUUAUUUAAACCUGUUGGUUUAAAUAUUAUUGCGGAGAACUCUAAUUAUGGGGGCAAAGUAUAGGCUUCUGUAUCAGGUUCUUGUAAAUGUAAUUCCUACAGGGACAUUCUGUAAAUUGAGACGUCACUAUGAUCUUGCAUUUUCUCUAAAAACACAAAACAAGGCAGGUUUUAAAAUGUGAAAAUUUGAAAGCGUUAUUUUUUCAUGGACAAGAGGAAAACCUAUUGUUCUCCUAGAUGAUGUAUUUAUGAAUUUUGUUCAGUACAAAAAUCAUUUAAUUGAAUAAAUCAGAAAAAUGUGGUAAAAUGAUACUGCAAACUUGAUUUUUUUUUGUUACAUUCAUGUUCACGAUACUAUAAAAGAUAUGUAUGCGUGUGCACAUAUGUGCACGUACACACAGGAAAAUAUCCUGUUGCUUUGAGUCCUGUAAAUUGCUGCUGUUCCCAACGAUAGAGGACUUUGCCUUUGCCUUACCAGACUAUGAAGACUGUGUGAAACCUGAAAUAUUUGAUUUUUGGAUGAGAAAGCAGAUUUGUUUUGGAAUUAUUUUGGUUUUGCUCGUUUCAGAGCAAAUGGAAAAUGGUCAGUGUUUGUGCUUUUUAUGUAGUGUGUGAUUUUUAUAACGCAGUACAGUUUGAGUGGUAAGAGGAGCAAUGCGGGUUUUUUCCCUUUCAUUUGUUGAUGCUGAUUUCUGCUAUCAUUUUUCCAUCGCUGUCAUUUUUGUUGCUAUUGGGCAUAACUGUAAAAUCUUGCACCUUUUUAUGCUUUGAUAAAUGAUGCUGUUACAGUAGAUCUCACUAGGUAUUUAUUUUUGAAUCACCAGCCAGGGCUUGAUACACUGCUCGCUGAGUCAGUGAGUAGAUCCUUGGCUAGUGGGAACCGAGGUUUAUGUGGUUUCAGUCUUUGCUAGCUGAGAAAGUACCCAUUAAGAUUUCUGUGCUUGCCUUUGAGCACGGAGCGAGGCCCAUAACAGGCAGCGCAGAAAUUCUGUGAGAGUAGAACUCCCCUGAGAUAAGAACCGAAGAAUUCUUGAAGAAAUGACUUUCUGGCUGCUGCGAAGUGCCCACCUUAUAAAGGAGAUAGGAUAAAACCGAUGGAAAUGCCAUGAGAAGAUGCUUCAUCUGCCCGAAUAUAUGGAAAGGAAAAAAAGCCAUUCAGUCAGAGUGCUUUAGUAGUAGUCUGUGACACAGUAAAAAUUAAUUGGGUCCCUUUCUCACUUUCUUUAGUUCUCUAUGUACAUAGCCACAAUAUUUUAAAAUGUCCAAAAUAUGUAGUUUUUCUUUAAGACUAUAUAGCAUGUAAGUACCAAAUAAAACUUUCUUGAAAUAUUUA
Dromaius novaehollandiae (emu) is the source of this 4796-nucleotide messenger RNA. It is a transcript of the gene MAP7, whose product is annotated as microtubule associated protein 7. NCBI's taxonomy places the organism in Eukaryota, Metazoa, Chordata, Aves, Casuariiformes, Dromaiidae. Gene Ontology annotation, biological process: microtubule cytoskeleton organization. The record is from RefSeq and is a predicted model, not a curated record. The transcript has 19 exons. Gene Ontology annotation, cellular component: microtubule cytoskeleton. The coding region runs from base 603 to 2984 and encodes 793 amino acids.